CGGCGGGUGCCGGCAGGAAGGGAGGCGAGCGCCGGGGGCGGCAGCAGCAGCAGCCGGCUCGGGGCAUCUGAUUGGAGCCGCCGCGGCUGGGCAGCUCGCGCGGGGAGGCGGCCAAGGGGAGCCUCGGGGACCCGCCGCGCAGGAGAGCAGGGGAGGCGGAGGAUGCAGGCGAAGAAGUCCCGCGGCUCCUCGACGGGUGGCGGCAGCGGCAGCGGCGGCGAGCUGCAAGGGGACGAAGCGCAGCGCGCCAAGAAGCGGAAAAAGAAGGACUCGCGCUUCGCCAGCAUCCAGGUCUUCCUGGUGUCCGAGUGCGUCCUGAUGCUGGCCCAGGGCACCGUGGGCGCCUACCUGGUGAGCAUCUUGACCACCUUGGAACGGCGGUUCAACCUCCAGAGUGCUGACGUUGGUGUGAUUGCCAGCAGCUUUGAGAUCGGCAACUUGGUCCUCAUCCUUUUUGUGAGCUACUUUGGUGCCCGGGGACACCGGCCGCGUUUGAUAGGAUGCGGAGGGAUCAUUAUGGCUUUGGGAGCCCUUCUCUCCGCUCUGCCAGAAUUCCUCACCCAUCAGUACGAGUAUGAAUCCGGAGAGAUCCGAUGGAGGGCUGAAGGGAGGGAUGUCUGCACAGCCAACGGGUCCACUAGUGAUGAGGGAUCAGAUCCUGAUCGCAUCUGCAGGAACAGGACUGCUACGAACAUGAUGUAUUUGCUUCUCAUUGGAGCACAAGUCCUUCUGGGGAUUGGGGCAACUCCUGUGCAACCUUUGGGAGUCUCCUACAUUGAUGACCAUGUGAAGCGGAAGGAUUCUUCACUCUACAUAGGGAUCCUGUUUACAAUGCUAGUGUUUGGACCGGCCUGUGGAUUUAUCCUGGGAUCUUUGUGCACCAAAAUCUAUGUGGAUGCUGUCUUCAUUGACACAAGCAAGCUGGACAUCACCCCUGAUGACCCUCGGUGGAUUGGCGCAUGGUGGGCUGGCUUCUUGCUCUGCGGUGCCUUACUUUUCUUCUCGUCUCUGCCAAUGUUUGGAUUCCCACAGUCCCUGACCUGCCAGCCGGAGCACAUAGCAGAGGUAGAGGAAGCCAUGUUGCCAGAAGGGGACUAUGAAAGGCCAAAGCCAAGCAAUGGGAUUCUCCCACCGCACUCCAUGGAAGCGAACGAUGAUCCAUCUUGCUUCCAGCAGCUGAGAGUGAUCCCAAAGGUAACUAAGCACCUGCUGUCCAAUCCGGUGUUCACCUGCAUUGUUCUUGCGGCUUGCAUGGAGAUUGCGGUGGUGGCAGGUUUUGCAGCCUUUCUUGGCAAGUACCUGGAACAGCAGUUCAAUCUCACAACGUCAUCAGCCAACCAGUUAUUAGGCAUGACGGCUAUUCCCUGUGCAUGCUUGGGCAUCUUCCUAGGAGGCCUCUUAGUGAAGAAGCUGAGCCUUUCUGCCCUGGGUGCCAUUCAGAUGGCUAUGCUGGUCAGCCUGGUGUCCACGGCAUGCUACGUUUCCUUCCUUUUCCUGGGCUGCGACACGGGACCUGUGGCUGGCAUUACUGUUCCCUAUGGAAACAAAACUGUGAGCCCGGAGCUCAAAUCAUACGCUUUAGGAGUUCUCUUCCUUCUCCUCCGAUUGUUAGGCUUUAUCCCACCUCCCCUGAUCUUUGGAGCAGGAAUUGAUUCCACCUGCCUUUUCUGGAGCACUUUCUGUGGUGAACAAGGAGCAUGCGCCCUAUAUGACAACGUCAUCUAUAGGCACCUAUACGUGAGCAUCGCUAUUACCCUGAAGUCGCUGGCGUUCCUCCUUUAUGCCACAACCUGGCAGUGCCUGAGGAAAAACUAUAAGAAAUACAUCAAGAACCACGAAGGUGGGCUAAGCACUACUGAGUUCUUUGCAUCCACGUUGACCCUGGAUAACCUAGGACGAGACUCUCUAGGCCAGAAUCCCUCUCACAGGACAAAAUUUAUCUACAACCUUGAAGACCAUGAAUGGUGUGAAAACAUGGAGUCCGUUUUAUAGUGAUUAGAAAGGCGGAUGGCUAACCCAAAGGUUCCUUUUGGAAGGAAGAUAUUUUUUUUUUUUUUUUGUGAAAGGUGUAAUAUAUCCAUACAAAGAUGUUUCGGGGAAGUCUAAGCAAAACCGAGCCCACAGCUCUUUCAAUACCUUAUCAUUACGUUCCAGGAGCUUCUCCGGAAGAAGAGGACCAUUCGUCCUUUGCUCCAAAAGCAGAAUAAACCAAGACGAGGGGAGAAAGGGUAAAAGACCAAUCUGGAGUGAGAAAUGGCGAUGCCAAGUGGACCAUAAGUGUAUCGAAUGCCUUGGCUGGAAACAGAACAGAUGGGCAACGCUGCCAGUGUUUGGGGACCUGGUCUUUCACUGGAAAACAGAGCAGAUGUCUGUCCUUUGGUGGGAAGGCAAACCCAUGAAAAGACAAUUCCCAAUGAGGAGGGGAAAGAGCAGAAGCCACAGCUGUUUCCAAAAAAUAAGUGCUAUGUGAAACUGAAGCAACCAGUCUUGGAGUAACCUUUGCAAUACAAGCUUAAAAGACGACCACAAGGGUGCUAUGCAGACCUUUUCACACUCUCCAUCUCUUGCUCUCUCAUAUCACAGGAAGCCUGGGCCAGAACGUCUUCCCCUUUAUUGUCUCCAGCUGCAAGACCAUAAGAUCAACCUCAACAGCUGUUGAAAUGGGCAAACCAAUAGACGUGUCCGGUACAAGCCAUGAUGACGUCAAGUUGACAUCACGUGCUGAACAAGAGCUUACAUCCCGAAUAGAUGCUGAAUUAAGAUUAGAUAGGCUGCAUCAAUUGCACACGUCACCGUUCGGAUGCCAUUGUGACUUGUACCCAACACACUUGACGCAACUGCAACAUUACAGUUCUUAAGACACCAGCAUUGCUUUUCUUAAACUAUUGGGGGUGGGGUGAUCUAGUUCCAUUUUGGUAUGGGAAUCGGGGCAUUGUGCGUGCGUUUGUGUGUAUGUGUGCAGUUGUGAGGGACAGAGCACAGGAUAACUCUGGCCAAAGAGUCAAUAACUUUUUCAACUUUGAGCAGGGUUGAAGUGGUACGUAGGUCAGCAUGGCCAACGUUGCCACUGAAAAUGGGCAGAGCAGGUCUGGUUGAGCCAUCACUGCCUUCUAAACAUCUGUACAUUUUUCUAGUUUUGUGUCGGCACUGGAAAAGGAAAGUUUUUCAGUCCAGUUUCCAUUUGAAUCACAAUAUUGCUACCACAGAGAGAAAGAGAAAUUACCCACUUUAUUCCCUGAGCUGCUCAGCUAUUCAGCCUCCCCAGUUUAAAAAAAAAAAAACGGUUGCAAAACUUUAAACUCCCUCCAAUGGAAGCUCCAAUAUGUUUUUGACCUUAGAAAAAAAUGAAUAAGCUGAUAAAUAUAUGUGCCUUUUUAAAGAAAAAAAAAUAAAGAUGUUUGCUUUGCAAGAGUCAGAGGGAGAGAAAGUAGCCCACCUGUCCUUAUCAUAGGAAAGAGAUGUAGGGUGUACUUUGUAGCCCUGGAGCAAAACCUCAGAGAAAUCCCUUUCCUUAACAGAAUAACAGAGUUGGAGGGGACCUUGGAGGUCUUCUAGUCCAACCCCCUGUUCAAGCAGGAGACCCUAUUUCUGAGUGACGAAACAGAAAAUCUGUUUGAACUGCUUGCUUUUCGAAUGCCACUCACUAAAGUCCCUAAAUACACUGGUGCUCUCUUAAAACUUUUAAGUAGCACUUUCCUUUGGCUAAAACGAGAGAGAAUUCCCUAAGAUGGUUAACUGUCCCUUGCUGUCAUAAUGCCCUUGGGCGGCGGGGGGGUGGGGUGUCUCCAGAACAGAAAAGGCAUUCUGGGAAAAAUAACAGCAGCCAGCUGGCUCCCUCGAGAUGGGUUGCUCUCCUUUCACAUUGUCACAAAGGGAGCAUGCUUUCCAACGAGGAAAAGGCAAACUUUUUAUACGUCCUAUUUAUUGAGGCAUGCCUCCCAGAUGGGCUGCUCGU
Notechis scutatus (mainland tiger snake) is the source of this 3955-nucleotide messenger RNA. NCBI's taxonomy places the organism in Eukaryota, Metazoa, Chordata, Lepidosauria, Squamata, Elapidae. The record is from RefSeq and is a predicted model, not a curated record.